AUGAGCCCCCGCUACCUACAGAGCAACUCCAGCAGCCACACGCGACCCUUCAGUGCCAUCGCGGAGCUGCUAGAUAAUGCUGUAGAUCCAGAUGUAUCUGCCAGAACAGUCUUUAUAGAUGUUGAAGAGGUCAAGAAUAAAUCUUGUUUGACCUUUACUGAUGAUGGAUGUGGGAUGACACCUCAUAAACUACACCGAAUGCUCAGCUUUGGCUUUACAGAUAAAGUAAUAAAGAAGAGCCAGUGUCCCAUCGGAGUCUUUGGUAAUGGUUUCAAGUCCGGCUCCAUGAGGCUAGGAAAGGACGCUCUUGUCUUCACCAAGAAUGGGGGUACGCUCACUGUUGGACUCCUAUCACAGACCUAUCUGGAAUGUGUCCAGGCCCAGGCAGUUAUUGUACCAAUUGUUCCAUUCAACCAGCAAAACAAAAAAAUGAUUAUUACUGAGGAUUCCUUGCCCAGCCUAGAAGCCAUCUUGAACUAUUCAGUUUUCAACAGCGAAAAUGACCUGCUGUCCCAGUUUGAUGCCAUCCCAGGCAAAAAAGGCACUCGUGUUCUCAUUUGGAACAUCCGCAGAAAUAAAGAUGGGAAAUCGGAGUUGGACUUUGAUACAGAUCAGUAUGACAUCCUGGUUUCAGACUUUGACACAGAAGAAAAAGAGACUGGUGGUGUUACCUCUGAGCUACCAGAAACAGAGUAUUCUUUACGGGCAUUUUGUGGUAUUCUAUAUAUGAAGCCACGAAUGAAAAUUUUUCUGCGUCAAAAGAAGGUGACUACCCAGAUGAUUGCCAAGAGCCUGGCCAAUAUAGGAUAUGAUAUAUAUAAACCUACCUUCACAAAUAAGCAGGUGAGAAUCACUUUUGGGUUCUCUUGCAAGAAUAGUAACCAGUUUGGAGUAAUGAUGUAUCAUAACAACCGACUUAUAAAGUCCUUUGAGAAGGUGGGAUGCCAGGUGAAGCCAACUCGUGGAGAAGGUGUGGGAGUAAUUGGAGUCAUUGAAUGCAAUUUCCUAAAACCUGCCUACAACAAACAAGACUUUGAGUACACCAAGGAGUACCGGUUGACAAUAAAUGCCCUUGCCCAGAAGCUCAAUGCUUACUGGAAGGAAAAGACAUCUCAAGAGAAUUUUGCAACCUCAGCCAUAGCUAGGCCAAUACCGAAGAUCCCUGACCAGACAUGGGUGCAGUGUGAUGAGUGUCUUAAAUGGAGGAAGCUUCCUGGCAAGGUUGAUCCGUCUACCUUACCUGCAAGAUGGUUUUGUUACUAUAAUUCUCAUCCAAAGUACAAGAGAUGCUCUGUUCCAGAGGAACAAGAACUCAUUGACGAAGACCUGUACUUGAGCAAAGCUAAGAAACAAGAUCAAACUGUCGAGAAAAAGAAGGUACCUAUGGAAAAUGAGAACCAUCAGGUAUUCAGUGAUCCACUGAAGAUCCCUACUGUUCAAGAUAUGGCAGGAUUGAAUAAUAAGACAGUUGGAUAUGAGGGAAUUGAUAGCCCUAGCCUGCUUCCAUCUGUUGGAGAAGAAAGCAGGUCACCUUCUCUUCAACUAAAGCCUCUGGAUUCCAGUGUUUUUCAGUUUUCCAGUAAGUACAAAUGGAUCCUAGGUGAGGAACCUGUGGAGAAACGAAGACGGCUCCGGAAUGAGAUGACAACACCUCCUUUAGAUUAUUCCAUGCCUGGACCUAACAGGAGGGUAGAGCCAACCACUGCCUACUCAGAAGGGGAGAGCAGUCAUGAUAAAUCCAGUUCUGAGAGAAGUACACCACCAUACCUUCUCCCAGAAUACCCAGAAGGAAGCAAGAAUACAGGUCAGAAUAGGGAGGUUUCAGUUCUGUAUCCGGGGACCCAAGACCAACGCCAGGGGUCCCUGCUUCCUGAAGAAUUGGAAGAUCAGAUGCCAAGAUUGGUAGCAGAAGAAUCUAACAGAGGUAGCACAAGCAUAAGCAAAGAAGAAGUGAGCAAGGGACCUUUUGUAGCUGUUGUUGGUGUUGCGAAAGGUGUUAAAGAUUCAGGAGCUCCCAUUCAGCUGAUCCCUUUUAACAGAGAGGAGCUUGCUGAGAGAAGAAAAGCAGUUGAAUCCUGGAACCCAGUGCCGUAUUCUUCUGUGGCCUCUGCUCCUAUCCCUGCUGCAGCCAAUGGGGAGAAAGGAAGAGGCUAUGAGGAGAGUGGCGGUCGUAAUACACCAAAGAUGAAGAACCAGAGAGAGCUGGAAGAAUUGAAGAGAACCACAGAAAAAUUGGAACGUGUUUUGGCUGAAAGGAAUUUGUUCCAGCAAAAGGUGGAGGAGCUAGAACAGGAGAGGAAUCACUGGCAUUCCGAAUUCAAGAAAGUCCAACAUGAAUUGGUGACCUACAGUACCCAAGAGACGGAGGGCUUGUACUGGAGCAAAAAACACAUGGGUUACCGCCAAGCUGAAUUCCAGAUUCUGAAAGCGGAGCUGGAAAGAACCAAAGAGGAAAAGCAAGAAUUAAAAGAGAAACUAAAGGAGACAGAAACACACCUGGAAGUGCUGCAGAAGGCUCAGGUCUCCUACCGGACCCCAGAGGGAGAUGACCUAGAAAGGGCUUUGGCAAAGCUUACGCGGCUGCGUAUCCACGUCAGCUAUCUCCUUACUUCUGUCCUCCCUCACUUGGAGCUUCGUGAGAUCGGGUAUGACUCAGAACAAGUGGAUGGGAUCCUGUACACAGUGCUGGAGGCAAAUCACAUACUGGAUUGAGCACCAGACUAUAUAUUCUCUGCCCUUCUCUUCUCUUUUCAGCCUGUCUACUUUUUGUACUUGUUUCUACCAUCUCAGCCCUCCUCUUCUCUGCUCCUCUCUUCCCAUCCCCCUACAUCUCUCUCUCCCUCUCUCCUCU
This is a messenger RNA of Galeopterus variegatus (Sunda flying lemur), 2851 nucleotides long. RefSeq names its product MORC family CW-type zinc finger 4 (gene MORC4). The transcript has 16 exons. Gene Ontology annotation, cellular component: nucleus; nucleoplasm. The record is from RefSeq and is a predicted model, not a curated record. Gene Ontology annotation, molecular function: zinc ion binding; ATP hydrolysis activity. The coding region runs from base 1 to 2712 and encodes 903 amino acids. NCBI's taxonomy places the organism in Eukaryota, Metazoa, Chordata, Mammalia, Dermoptera, Cynocephalidae.